AUGGGAUUCAUGGUGACAGUGAUCGGUUGGCUCGCCUCCGCGAUUAUUCUGUUCAGCCUCAUCGGCAUUGAGGUCCGACGGCACAGGCAAGCCCAAGGCCAAGCUUUCCUAUAUACCGAAAACUUUUUCGCCGGGAUCAUAUCCGCCAGUCUCUAUUUUUUGAUAGCCCUCCUGCUCUCAAUCUACAUGGUCAGCGUGAAAGUGUCUCCUUUAGGUCCAAAAGACAGGCGAAAAGUCGAAUGUACAGCGAUUGUGCUCCGGGCUAGCACUUUGGGCAUUCUGCUUCUAGGCGGAGCCGCCGUAUACAGCACUAUUGAAGGCUGGUCGUUGAUGGAUGCUCUUUACUUCACCGAUUACACUCUCCUGACCAUCGGUAUUGGGAAUAUAACCCCAAAGACCCAUCUAGGGCGCAGUCUGCUGUUUCCCUACGCCACCUUAGGGAUCAUUAGCUUGGCCUUUUUUAUAACUGCUGUGGCCUCUUUUACGGAUCAGAUGAGAGAUUUGAAGCUCAAGUGGAAGAUCGAGGAAACUCGAAGUCCAAUUGAUAACGCAGAUACCUCGGGCAACACAGUCGAUGGUCUCCCAACAGCUGGAGUAGACGGAUCACAAAUCGCUUCAGUCAGUCGUGUCAAGAGUGAAGAAAUCCUUAGAGCACGGAACGUCAGAGCUGCAUUCUAUCGAAGAAGGAGAUGGGCUGAGCUGGGGUUUUUCUUAGCUGCAUGGUUCGUCCUGUGGCUCGUUAGUGCGGCUAUCUUUUGCCAAUCCGAGAAAGAAGAUAGGUGGACCUAUUUCGUGGCUCUAUAUUUCACCUACACAUCCCUCACCACGAUCGGAUAUGGGGACUACUUUCCCACGAGCAAUUUCGGCAAGGUCUACUUCAUUUUCUGGUCAUUACUGGCCAUUCCAAUUCUAACAAAUCUGGUCAAGGCCAUAGGAAGUGUAUUCCAUAUUUGGCUGGUUUUCUGCUCUAGUUGGAUAUGGCGACAUGUGCUCCGUAGAGGGCGCUCAAGGCAGCAUCAUAACCAUGAACAUGCCUAUCGUUCCUUACAUACACCGGGCCUGACUGCGACGAAAAAAGCCCCCGAAACCGAGACCAGGGGAUUCUGA
Messenger RNA from Penicillium cosmopolitanum, 1107 nucleotides. RefSeq names its product potassium channel family protein. The record is from RefSeq and is a predicted model, not a curated record. Gene Ontology annotation, cellular component: membrane. The coding region runs from base 1 to 1107 and encodes 368 amino acids. NCBI's taxonomy places the organism in Eukaryota, Fungi, Ascomycota, Eurotiomycetes, Eurotiales, Aspergillaceae. Gene Ontology annotation, biological process: potassium ion transmembrane transport; stabilization of membrane potential. The transcript has a single exon. Gene Ontology annotation, molecular function: potassium ion leak channel activity.